Exserohilum turcica Et28A is the source of this 1059-nucleotide messenger RNA. RefSeq lists its product as uncharacterized. Bases 1 to 1059 code for a protein of 352 amino acids. The transcript has 2 exons. Gene Ontology annotation, molecular function: oxidoreductase activity; iron ion binding. Gene Ontology annotation, biological process: lipid biosynthetic process. The record is from RefSeq and is a predicted model, not a curated record. Lineage: Eukaryota; Fungi; Ascomycota; Dothideomycetes; Pleosporales; Pleosporaceae.
AUGGACAUUGGGCUCGAGGUGGCAGAUGCUUUCCUCUUCGACCCGCUCUACGCCACUCUGCUCCCCGCAUGGCCGUCUCGCACCACCGCCAAUGCCUCCCUCUCGGGCCUGCGCGAGGAGCCCACGGCCUUUGCUCGCCCGCACGCGACCUGGCAAUAUGAGCCUGCCACGCAAUUCUUCUCUACGACGCCGUCCAAGUAUGCCUACAUGAGCCAAUGGACGCGCGACGACUGGCGGCGACAGGCCCUGUCGCUGUACCUGAUCACAUGGCUCUUUGGCGUCCUGGUCUAUUUCGUCUUUGCGAGCGCCUCGUACUUUUUCAUCUUCGACAAGAGCACUUUCAACCACCCGCGCUACCUCAAGAACCAGAUCAAGCUCGAGAUGAAGCAGGCCAACAUUGCCUUCCCCAUCAUGGCCAUCUUCACCGUGCCCUUUUUCCUCGCAGAGAUCCGCGGCUACUCCAAGCUGUACGACACGGUUGACCAAGGGCCAGGCCUGUGGUACAACUACAUGCAGUUUCCCUUCUUCCUCUUGUUUACCGACUCGCUCAUCUACUGGAUCCACCGCGGUCUCCACCACCCUGCCGUCUACAAGCACAUCCACAAGCCUCACCACAAGUGGAUCAUGCCCACGCCCUACGCCUCGCACGCCUUCCACCCAUUGGACGGCUAUGCCCAGGGUCUUCCCUACCACAUUUUCCCUUUUCUGUUCCCCUUGUCCAAAUUCGCAUACGUCCUCUUGUUUGUGACUGUCAACAUCUGGACCGUCUUAAUCCACGACGGCGAGUACGCGCACAACUCUGCCAUCAUCAAUGGAGCUGCCUGCCAUACUAUGCACCACCUGUACUUCAACUACAACUACGGUCAGUUCACCACGCUCUGGGACCGCCUGGGCGGAAGCUACCGGAAGCCCAGUGACGAGCUCUUCCAGAAAGAGCUCAAAAUGUGCCAAAGCGCGUGGAAGAAGCAGGCCGAAGCUGUGGACAGAAUGGUGCAGCAAGUCGAGGGUGACGUUGAUUUUCGCACCUACGUGUCUGAAGAAGGCAAGAAGGUUCGCUAG